AUGCAUUCUAGCAAUGGUACAAUGCAGCAAGUAGCCUAUAACUGCAAAGGAUGUGACCGUCCGGAUCACAUUGAAAAUAUGGUUGCUUGCGACAGAUGUAACACAUGGUGGCACUUUAGCUGCGCCGGUGUGACGGGAUCAGUUGCCAACCGUUCAUGGAGCUGUAAUAACUGUUCGACAUUCUGUGGCUCGAUCACAUCGAUCAGAUCAACAAGUGCUCAGUUACGAUUAAAACAGUUAGAGGAGAAGAAAGCCUUGGAGGACCAACAGGCCCAGAAGGACCGAGAAUUCCUAGCCCAGAAACAUCAGUUAGAGAUUGAGGCUGAGGCAGAAAAGGAAGGAGGAAGUCUGAGGAGUUUCAGAAGCCGGCGAAGCCAAGUUGACGUGCACCACUGGGUAAACGAGCAAAACCCAGAACAUGGAAAAGCUACCCAACCAGUUGCCAGUACUUCCACGCCUAUCGCGUCCUCGGUAGCAGCAGGAAUAGCUCCAAGACCACUCUUUCCCGGCGGACAAUACUCUCUAGGCUACACCGCUCCAGUGUCACAGCCUAUUUAUACAGUCGGUACGAUACCGAUUCGCCCACAGAUGGUCCCUUCGGCUGCCCAACAACAUCAAAUAAUUCAAGAAUCUGGCUCAUUGCAGUUGAAUCAAGCUCAUAUGCCACCGAUGCCUCAGGUUCGAAAUCAGCCAUUUCAACUCAGUACUUCAUUCGGUUUAUCGAAGCCCAUGCUUCCUCCAAUGAUACCGAUGGUAACAACACUUCCGUCGUUGCCUGAUGUUAAAGACACAAUCGACCCGCCUAUAAUGAUGCCAAAUCAACGACAAUAUAUCCCGGUUACACUACAACAAUCAGCAGCUUGUCUUCCGCCAUCAUAUCUUAUGUGGCCUUCCCACGCAGUCAUAGCGCCACCAUCAGGGUCGGUCCCAAAGGGCGUAUCCUUUCCCUCAAAUGCGCAAUCGGACGGAGCGCAGCGACAUUUUAUUUCAUCUAUACCCGAACUCGCACCUGAACAUAUGCAUAGGCGGCAACCACCGGUGAUGCCCAAUAAUCAAUAUCAUCCCACAGAAAUGAAUAUUAGACCGAAUCCAUCAUUUAUAGUGCAACAGCCAAUACCACCAUCAAACCCGUCGGAGUACUGUCCAGUGCCUCAACAAUCUGCCCCAGCACACAUUCCACCGUCGCAUACCGUAUGGCCAACAGACGGUCUCAUCAGUCCGCAACAGCUUGCAGCACGCUACGUUGUCAGCAAAGAGUUGCCUAAAUUCUCGGGUGAUCCUUUAGAGUGGCCAAUGUUUUUAAGCUCAUUUGAAUCAACUACGGCUAUGUGUGGAAUACAGCCUGAUGAAAACCUCGCGAGGCUACAGAAAAGCCUAAUAGGAAGUGCGAGAGAGAAGGUCCAGAGUAUCCUCACUCUUCCAUCAGCAAUCCCGGAAAUAAUUGACACACUUAGAGACGAAUGCGGCCGACCGGAGCAACUGCUUCAUUGCUUGCUUUCAAGAAUACGUUCCGCUCCUUCUCCGAACGUAAACAAACUUGAAACGCUAGUCACAUUCGGGAGAGAGGUGCGAAACCUAGUUACAUACAUCGAGGCGUCCAAUUUACAAGCCCAUCUCUCCAAUCCGAUGCUGCUAAUGGAGCUAGUAGGAAAGUUACCACCUAGUAUGCGCUUGGAGUGGGGGCUUCAUUGUCAGCGCAUUUCCGAUGCUUCAUUAAGAGCAUUCAGUGAUUAUGCGUCGUCGAUCAAAAUAGCUGCCUGUCAGGUCAGUUUACCAACGGACUAUGGUCAUGCCGACGGCAGCUCCCGUCGCAGUUUAAAGAAAGAGAAGGAUGGCUUUGUCAACACUCAUUCUACCGAUAAUGAACAUGGCUCAGAGCCAGGCGAGAAACUAACAGCUACCUAUUCAAACCAAAAUAGAGAGAGGAGACCAUGUCUAGCGUGUCAGUGCACUGAUCACAGAAUCCGGAACUGUGACAAAUUCUUCAAGUUUACUCUUCUUGAACGACUUAAGUUUGUGGAGCAAAAUGAAUUGUGUAGGCGUUGUCUAAGCGGACAUGGUAAGUGGCCUUGUAGAACUAAGCAACCAUGUGGUGUACACGGUUGCACAGAGCCACAUCAUAAACUACUGCAUUCAGAAACUUCGAAAGCAGAUGAAGAAAAUAUUCAACAAGCUCCAGCGGUUUUAUCGGCACAUUGCCAUAAUCUACCUUCUUCACUUUUUAAAAUUAUCCCGGUAAUACUACAUAACAACGAAAGAUCUGUUUCUACAUUCGCGUUUCUGGACGAUGGAUCGGAUCUAACGCUGCUGGAGAAUGGUCUCGCUGAUGAAUUAGGAUUGGAAGGAGUUGAAAGCUCACUUUGUCUCCAAUGGACUAGCAAUGUAAGCAGGAAAGAGUCGUCUUCAAAAAGAGUGCAAUUAACCAUAUCUGGAGUUGAUCGUCAAUCUAAAUAUACUCUGCAAAAUGUUCGAACAGUAGACAAUCUAUGUCUCCCGAAGCAAAAUCUGGAUUAUCAAGAACUAUCCAAACGAUUUGCGUUCCUGAGAGGUCUCCCUAUCCAAAGCUACUUCGAGGCUGCACCGAGAAUCCUGAUAGGAGUUGACAAUGCGAGGCUUAAGUUACCUCUUAAUAAGAGAGACAGGCGAGACGAAGAACCGGUAGCUAUUAAGACACGAUUGGGAUGGACUGUGUUUGGAGGUCGGCACGAAACAGCGGGACACGACAGAGUCAUGAUUCAUGUCUGUAACUGCUCUGAUGAUCGAAAACUUCAUGAUUUGGUGAAAGAUUACUUUGCCCUGGAAGAUUUGGGAGUCACUACGUUGGCCGUACCGGAGUCGACGGAGGAUCAACGCGCCCGCAAGAUUUUGCAGGAAACAACAAGGAGGACGGAAUCUGGCCGAUUCGAGACAGGAUUGCUCUGGAAGACUGAUAAAGUAGUGUUUCCAAAUAGUUACCCGAUGGCAGUGCGUAGGCUCAAAUGCUUAGAACGCCGGCUACGUUUAGAUUCGAACUUGCAGAAGGCAGUGACUGACCAGAUUGCUGAGUAUGAAGAACUAGGGUAUGCUCACAAAGCGACCACAGAAGAACUAGGCAACACAGACCACCAACGUGUGUGGUAUUUGCCUUUGGGAGUAGUCUGUAACCCUCGUAAGCCAAACAAGAUACGUGUCGUAUGGGACGCAGCUGCAACAGUUAAUGGAAUUUCGCUUAACUCCAAGCUGCUAAAAGGACCGGAUCUUUUGACUCCGCUCUUAUCUGUUUUAUGUCGGUUCCGACAAAGGCAGUACGCUAUUGCGGGCGAUAUUCGCCAAAUGUUUCAUCAGCUACAGAUUCGAGAAGAAGAUCGGCACUCACAAAGGUUUCUGUGGCGCAGCGAUGAACAUUCCACGCCCGAGAUCUACAUCAUGGAUGUGGCUACGUUUGGGGCAAGCUGUUCUCCGUGCUCAGCGCAAUAUGUAAAAAACACAAAUGCCCGAGAUUUUUCAGAACGGUAUCCUGAAGCAGCGACUGCCAUCAUCAAUAACACAUAUGUGGAUGACUACCUGGACAGCAGAGACACCAUCGAAGAGGCGGCAAAGUUAGCAGUGGAUGUGCGUACAGUACACAGUAAAGCUGGUUUCGAAAUCCGGAAUUGGCAAUCUAAUUCAGAUCAGGUUCUGAGACGGGUCGGUGUAGAGACGACGAAUGCUGUAAAAAGCUUUUCAGCAGAAAAAACAACAGUAGCAGAACGAGUGCUAGGUAUAAUGUGGAUUCCGGACGAAGAUGUCUUCGUGUUCGCCGCACAGUUUAGAUCAGAUCUACAACCUUUACUAACGGGCGAAAUUAUUCCAACCAAGAGGCAAAUUUUACAAGUUGUCAUGAGCCUGUUUGAUCCGCUAGGACUAAUUGCCACCUAUACAAUUCACGGAAAGAUUAUCAUACAGGAUGUGUGGAGAUCAGGAAUCAAAUGGGAUGAACCUAUUAAAGAGAACGAUUUCACAAACUGGCAGCGGUGGGUAAAACUUGCACCAGAACUAGAUCGUGUGAGAAUACCCAGAUGCUAUUUUCCUAAUUAUGGACAACAAAGUUAUCAGUCACUGCAACUCCAUGUGUUCGUAGAUGCAAGUGAGCUGGCGUACUGUUGCGUUGCAUACUUUCGUAUCAUAGAUGGUAACACCCCAAGAUGUAUACUGGUAGCUUCCAAAGCCAAGGUUACUCCCCUACAACCGCAGACAAUUCCCAGAAAUGAACUAAACGCCGCAGUGUUGGGAAUUCGGCUGAUGAAAACAAUAACAGAAAAUCACAAUUUACCUAUUCAGCAACGGUUUCUAUGGACAGACUCGACGACUGUUUUAUCGUGGCUCAAGGCAGACCCUCGUAAAUAUCGUCAAUACGUAGCCUUCAGAAUCGCAGAGAUACUUGCCGAAACAACGAUUGAGGAAUGGAAUUGGGUACCAACUAAGAUGAAUAUUGCCGAUCAUGCAACAAAGUGGGGAAGCGGACCAAGUUUCGAUGCUCAGAACAUUUGGUUCCGUGGGCCUGAUUUUUUAUAUUUGCCAGAAACAAACUGGCCUUCGAGAAAGCUUGAUCUAAAUGAGGCGACGGAGGAACUACGAAACCUUCACGUACAUAGGCGAACGUCAAACCGAGAAUUGGUCGAGUUUUCUAAGUUUUCUCGUUUUGAAGAUCUCUUGAAACGACUUGCGUAUUUACAUCAUUUUGCGAGAAAAUGUCGUUCACACGACAGAGCGUUACCAGUAUCACGGAGCGUUUCACUAACUCAGCACGAUUAUAUAGUUGCAGAGAAAAGUUUGUGGAGAAUGGUGCAAGCUGAAGCUUUUGAGACGGAAAUUGCGGUACUGAAACAAAAUGCUGAUUUGCCGAUUGCCCAGCGUUUACGCCUUGGUAAGACUAGCCCACUAAAAGGUUUAUCUCCGUUCUUAGAUGAAGAUGGCAUCAUCAGAAUGGAAAGUCGCAUAGAUCCGAAGGCCGCAUACUACUGUUUUAACUUCCGAAAUCCGGUGAUUUUACCUAGGCAGAGCCAUGUAACGGAAUUGCUCAUUCUACGAUUUCAUCAACGAUACGGUCAUGCUAACAAAAGUACAGUGAUGAACGAAAUGCAACAGAAAUUCCACGUUCCUAAACUACGGUCAGUCGUGAACAAGAUCGUGAAGAAGUGUAUGUGGUGCCGUGUAUACCGAGCUAAGCCGAUCGAGCCAAGGAUGGCGCCACUCCCACAGGUACGAGUCACUCCGUAUGUUCGUCCAUUCACAUUUGUUGGAUUGGACUACUUUGGACCGUUACUAGUGAAACGAGGAAGAAGCAACCAUAAGCGCUGGGUGGCACUGUUCACCUGCCUCACAGUGCGUGCCAUUCAUGUGGAGGUGGUGCAUUCAUUAUCUGCGGAGUCUUGCAAAAUGGCUAUCCGAAGGUUCAUCGCUAGAAGAGGGACACCUCAACAGAUCUUCAGCGACAAUGGCACCAAUUUCCGAGGUGCAGCGAGAGAACUGUCUGAAGAGAUUAAAACAAUUAACCGUUCGAUAGCCGCAGCAUUUACCAAUGCUGAAACAGAAUGGCACUUCAAUCCGCCAUCAGCCCCUCACAUGGGUGGCGCAUGGGAAAGAAAGGUUCGCUCAGUGAAGGAGGCCCUCAAAGUACUGUCCCAUCGUGACAAGUUGGACGACGAGGGACUAACAACGCUUUUAUCGGAAGCAGAGAUGAUCGUCAACUCACAUCCGCUUACAUUUGUACCUUUGGAGACGCCAGAGCAGGAAGUAGUAACCCCGAACAACUUCCUCCUAAUGAGCUCGGGCGGAGCCUCCAACACGAAUAGAUCUCCAGCACAUGAAUCAAUCUGCCUGAGAACAAACUGGAAACUCUUACAGCAUCUACUCAACCAAUUUUGGAAGCGUUGGGUUCAAGCUUAUCUUCCAACUAUCGCCAGAAGAACCAAGUGGUUUUCGGAACAAAAAUCAUUGCAGGAAGGUGAUUUAGUGAUUGUGGUAGACGAAACUGUACGAAACGGUUGGUUGCGAGGCCGUAUAAUAAAGACCUACCCAGGACUAGACGGCCAGGUACGUAAAGUUGACGUGCUAACUAAUAAUGGAACAUUACAACGACCAGUGAUCAAGGUGGCUCUUCUGGAUGUUCUAAAUGAUAGUAAGGCCAACCAUGGAUAG
Molecule: messenger RNA, 6159 nt
Organism: Topomyia yanbarensis
Lineage: Eukaryota; Metazoa; Arthropoda; Insecta; Diptera; Culicidae
Exons: 1
Coding region: 1-6159 (2052 amino acids)
Biological process (GO): DNA integration
Molecular function (GO): nucleic acid binding
Source: RefSeq, a predicted model, not a curated record